Oikopleura dioica is the source of this 879-nucleotide messenger RNA. The record is from the annotation of a GenBank genome assembly. Lineage: Eukaryota; Metazoa; Chordata; Appendicularia; Copelata; Oikopleuridae.
AUGGUGAGAAGUAGGAGCAGAAGUAGAUCCAGGGAGAGAGAUACGAAGAGCAAACCAUUUCACUCGUCGAAUCCAAGAUCGAAGGUAACCAACGAUUUUCUCGAUGUCCGAGGGAAAAUGCGGAACUCAAUCUUCGAAAACGGGACAGACAAAGCUUGGGGAAGAAGUCCAUCCCCGAUCUCGUCGGAUUCUGAUAUCGAAGAACAUGUCAAAAGACGACAGAAACGCAAACAAUACGAAGCAGAACGGCAACAAGCAAAGAAAGCAGCGCUUGAAUCUCAAAAAGUAACGAUUUCGUCCGAUUCGGAUGACGAUGAGAAAAGCAAAAAGUCCAAAAAGAAGAAAAAGAAGAAGGAUAAAAAGGCAAAGAAAGAAAAGAAGAAGAAACGUUCCAAAGUUGAGUACGAAGACAUGUGGGUUGAAAACACUGGGCCUUCAACUGAUCUUGUUCCAAUAAAAAAGCCCAGGGUUGAGAGUUCAUUAUCCAUCGGUCCAGAACUUCCAGAAGCAAUAAAAGCUGCAUUUGAAACGAAUAUGGCGACAAAGCAGGCGAAACCUGGCCAAGGAGUGCAGCUCGCUGAAAUUAUCGAUGAGCAAUCUCGUAUUCCUCGGAGAGGAGAAGUCGGCCACAGCGAGGCUGACAUUGAUCACUACGAAAACGCCGGCUACAUCAUGUCAGGAAACAGACACAGACGAAUGGAAGCCGUCAGACUCAAGAAAGAAUCACAGAUCUACUCUGUUGAAGAAAAACGCGCGUUGCAAAUCUACACUCGCCAGGAACGAGAAAACAAGGAGACAGCCGUGAUCCAGCAAUUCAAGGAUAUGGUCAAUCAGAGAACGCUCGAAACGAAGCGAAAAAACGCGAUGAACAACGAUUAG